CGACAACAACAAGAACAAUCACAACAACCUCUAUCGAGUACAUGAUACAGCACCCAUGAAAGAAAAGAACACCAGUCAAAAUGUGAUCUAUCCAUCUUGUUCAUACCUUGCCCCCCCCCCCUCGGCCUCUCCAUGAAAUACGCCAGCGGAACACUCUUGAUGCCCUUCCACUCAAACUCAGCCGGCACCUCCCAGAUCCUAGGCCCCUUGUCCACGAAGCCAAACCGUUCGUAUAGUAGUCUUCCGUUCGUGCUGGCUUCCGUGCAGCCAUACGCCCCGAGUUCAUCUGCCCUGUCCAUGCCCCAUUGCAUCAGCAUCCUCCCCACGCCUUUCCGCUGAUACUCCGGUGUGAUGGCCAUUUUAUCCAGCACUGUGCAUAUGCUCCACAAUCAGCAAGCUGUCGCCCAGCAUCUCAAGUUGCAG
Molecule: messenger RNA, 423 nt
Organism: Pseudovirgaria hyperparasitica
Lineage: Eukaryota; Fungi; Ascomycota; Dothideomycetes; Acrospermales; Acrospermaceae
Exons: 2
Coding region: 133-339 (68 amino acids)
Source: RefSeq, a predicted model, not a curated record